Messenger RNA from Neohortaea acidophila, 1159 nucleotides. RefSeq lists its product as uncharacterized. Bases 134 to 859 code for a protein of 241 amino acids. The transcript has 2 exons. The record is from RefSeq and is a predicted model, not a curated record. Lineage: Eukaryota; Fungi; Ascomycota; Dothideomycetes; Mycosphaerellales; Teratosphaeriaceae.
GAGGGCUGCUGUGUAACCUCACUUGGUCUCAGAUGCAGCCGGCCGUGAGGGAGAUGAACAUUUGCGACUCCCGACAAACAACGACGCAACGUCACUUUACACCUUCCCAUGAGUCACACACAUCCUGCCCGCGAUGCAGCAUCGCGGUGCUUUGUUCAGUGGGGUACGUAGGUUCGUAUGGAGAAUUGAAAGGACGUGGUUGCACGCCGUCACAUCACUUGCCUGUCACUUGGACUUCGUUUGCAACUUGUUUGUCACAAACGCUUGCCCGCGUUGCAAACGGCGUUCACGUUUGCCUUCUUGGUCCACCUUAUCUCGCUGGUGCGUGCAUGUUCUUCAGACAUACAAAACUCUGGUUGUCCCAGGCACUUACUCUCUGCUCUCCUCUCUCUCUGAUCAAUCACCACCUCUGUUCACCCGAAAAACAUUCACUUCUCUCUCUUCACUCCAAACCUUUUGCUUCAAAACAAACUCACAACCUCCAUCCCAACACAACCACAAUCGUCCACAACAACCCACCAACAACGACUUUCCCCCUUCCAACCAACCCUCACCAAAACCCACCUUAAGCCAAAAUGCCUCUCUCGGCCAAACAAUGCGAGUACCUAGCCCUCGCCUGGCAAUGCUUGGAAACCGAGCCAAAGAUCGACUACGAGAAAUUCAAAUCCCUCGCCAACCUCGCCUCCGCCGCCUCCGCUCGCGAACUCCUGCGCGUCACGAAGAAGAAGUUGAAGGAGGAGUAUGGGGCUUCGUUUGGUGGUGGGGAGGGGAGUACGCCGGCCACGCCUGCGGGGAAGGGGAAUGGGACGCCCGCGGGGAAGGGGAAGGGAACGACGCCUGCUUCGACGCCUGGGGCUAGGAAAAAGGGGGUUGCGAAGAAGGUGAAUGGGGCUGGGACCGCGGGUGGGGUGAAGGGGAGGGGGAAGGGGAGGAAGAGGAGUGAGGUUGAGAGUGAGGGGGGUUCUGAGGGGGAGGUCGCCGAGGAUGAUGGGGAGGAGAUGGGGGGUCCGAGGAAGAGGGUCAAGGUUAAGGCUGAGCCUGUGGAGGAAAUGGAGGAGGAGAACGAAGAGGAGCUGGACGAGGCGUCGAUGUUUCAGUGAGAGUGGAAUGUAACAUGGGAUACCGUAACUCCUCCACGACGAGCGAAGAGGAUGGAUAU